AUUAGUCGUUAUUCGACGGUCAGCGCGCAAGGUCGUUUUCGCGAGCGAAAUACGUGACAUUCGCGUUGAGAUUGCGCCGAAAUUGCGAGGUAAGGUCGACGACGAGGAGGAUGACGCACGAGGCGUCGUAUCCGCGAGAUGGAAUCGCGCUGACGCACAAUCGCCAGUGAUACCUCCACCGGAGAGCGAGAUACACGUAUUCCUUCUGAUUCCUCAGCGUGCUCGUCGGAGGGCAAUAGACCGGGCCUGUCGGUAGGAAAAUGGCGGCGCAUCUUUCGCGACGGAGACGUCGCACCAUGGCGACGAGCAUCUGAAGAAUCGCCAUAAUACGCGGAAUAACCAUCCCCGGGAUCACCGUUCUCCCCGUUCGUUCACCCGGCAUAAUUGACAUAAUUCCGGCGUCCCUCGAGGCCUCUAAUCAGACUGACGUUGGUUGCGGGCGAUGCGAACAGACGGCCCCGUAAAACGCUAAACCGUGAACGACAGGCUCGGGAAGACGCGAGGUGCGUGUGGCGCGGUUGGAAGCCGCGUUCGAUCCCGGAGAGCAAGUGGCUCUUAUGCGAGUGAGCGCCGCGCGUCAACGGCACCGACAGUGGCAAGAACCGCGGUGACAAGUGUCACGCCGGCGGGGCGACUCCUCGCCUCAUCCCCGGGCGGCGAUCGCCGGAGGAUGAUACCGCGAUCGACGCCAGCGGUCGGCGCCGUCCGCGUGUCACGCGCACGACUUGCGAUUGUCAGUCGCGACCGGCGUUGAUCUGUCGUGAUCGGCGACGAUCGGCACCGGCGGUGUCGCGGGGACGACGAUCCCCCCGCGGAUCCGCGACGGCGGACAGCACGGAUCAUCACGGCGGACCACCGGCUGUGGAAGCUCAGGGAAGAUGAGAGGCGUCCGCGACGGCGGCAUGGCGAGCCUCCUCGCCCUGGCUCUCCUCUGCCUCUUCUACGCAUCGUACUCUGUCAACGGAGUAUUACUCAAGUGCUUUUGUGACAUUUGCCCAGGCGACAAUUACACGUGCGAAACUGAUGGCUAUUGUUUCGCCAGUACAAGCUUGGAAAAUGGCGUCAUCACGUAUGCUAGGAGGUGUUACAAUAAGACGAACUUCUUUCCGGACAAUACAUUCUCGAUCUGGUGCACCACGAACAGUACGCUGCGCGGUCCAGAUGGCACCGAAUUCGUGAUCGCCUGUUGUGAUCAUUCCGACUACUGCAAUCGCGAUCUAAGGCCUUUCUUUUCUACUCACGAGUCCAGAGAUCGACCGUAUUCUCGCUUCAUGAGCCACCUCAAAGGAGUGUCGUCGGACGAUGACGACGCGACGUGGGUCACCUGGAAAAUGGCCUUGACGAUAGCACUGCCAAUAUGCGCGAUCUGCGUGAUCGUUAUGGUCAUCUAUCAUAUACACAUGACCAAAAAGAGACCGGCCAGGCACUUCCCGGACGAUUCGCUGGAGGCUCCGGACCGGCCGAUUUUGGGCGGCGUCACCAUCAGGGAUAUGUUGGAAAUGACUACCAGCGGCAGCGGCUCGGUAGGCCUGCCGCUUCUGGUACAACGGAGCAUAGCGCGCCAGAUUCAGCUCGUAGAGACGAUCGGAAAGGGUCGCUUUGGCGAGGUUUGGCGCGGUCGUUGGCGCGGCGAAAACGUCGCUGUGAAAAUCUUCAGUUCGCGCGAGGAGAGGUCCUGGUUUCGGGAAGCGGAGAUCUAUCAAACGGUGAUGUUGAGGCACGACAACAUUCUAGGUUUCAUCGCUGCCGAUAACAAAGAUAACGGUACGUGGACACAGUUGUGGCUGAUAACAGAUUAUCACGAGAAGGGUUCGCUCUUCGAUUACCUCAACAGAUCAACCGUCGACACGAACGGUAUGAUAAGGAUGGCCUUGUCAAUCGCUACCGGCUUGGCGCAUCUUCAUAUGGAAAUAGUCGGCACGCAAGGCAAGCCGGCAAUCGCUCAUCGGGACCUGAAGUCAAAAAAUAUCCUUGUGAAGACCAAUGGUACCUGCGCCAUAGGCGAUCUCGGAUUAGCUGUCAGGCAUGACGUAAUCACGGAUACCGUCGACAUUCAGCUCAACAACAGAGUCGGCACGAAGCGAUACAUGGCACCUGAGGUUCUUGAAGAGACGAUAAACAUGAACCACUUCGACUCGUUCAAGAGGGCCGAUGUGUACGCGCUCGGCCUGAUCCUUUGGGAGAUCGCUAGGCGUUGCAACGUCGGCGGGAUUCACGAUGAGUAUCAGCUGCCCUUUUACGAUUUGGUGCCUUCCGAUCCAACUAUCGAGGAAAUGCGGAAAGUCGUGUGUAUGGACCGACAACGGCCGUCGAUUCCGAAUCGAUGGCAGUCAAUCGAAGCAUUGCAGGUAAUGUCGAAGGUAAUGAAGGAAUGUUGGUAUCAUAACGCCGCUGCCAGACUGACCGCACUCAGGAUCAAGAAAUCGCUCGCUAAUUAUGGCGCAAUGGAGGACCUGAAGUAGAUUAAGCUUUCGCCGAACUCUUCGAUAGAAGAGUUACUAAAAAUCGAUUGGUAUAUAUGUGCGAAAAAUUUCGAUUGAUAUGUUGCUGUCGGAAAAUUCGAUGCAAUAGAAUAGAAUUUUCGAUAGUGUGAAGAGAUAUUCUCCGAGAGUUAGUUCGAGGAAGAAAGACCGACUAGUAAUUAUGGGAUUCCUUUAUGCGAGAUUGAUCUCGAUUUUCGAGUAAGAAUAUUGUACGAAUAUGAUUAGUGAUCAAGUUGGACUCUCUGUGGCAAGUUAUGAGCAGAGAAAAUAAAACGAAUUUUCAAGCGUGUUGGUCGAUUUGAACGAUUGAUAGCGUACAAAAAAUAAGAAAAAAAAACAUGAUUAUUUUAAUCCCGAUGAUCAAUUACUCGAGCGAAUGGAUCGAUAAGAAAAUCGUUCGGUUAGUCGAACGAUCAUUCGGUUAUGCAUCGCACAAAUUUACACGCGCAAACACAUAUGCACGCACACUUUGCUGCAUAUUUAUUAUACACAAUGAUACUAUUGAAAUAUUAAAUAAUGAAGUAUACAAAUUGAUUAUAUAGCAAUG
Messenger RNA from Camponotus floridanus (Florida carpenter ant), 3030 nucleotides. It is a transcript of the gene babo, whose product is annotated as TGF-beta receptor type-1. Lineage: Eukaryota; Metazoa; Arthropoda; Insecta; Hymenoptera; Formicidae. Gene Ontology annotation, molecular function: activin receptor activity, type I; activin binding; ATP binding. Bases 879 to 2462 code for a protein of 527 amino acids. Gene Ontology annotation, cellular component: plasma membrane; activin receptor complex. The transcript has 8 exons. Gene Ontology annotation, biological process: nervous system development; cellular response to growth factor stimulus; activin receptor signaling pathway. The record is from RefSeq and is a predicted model, not a curated record.